AUCUUCGGACUUUCCUUCAUUCUCAAACCUCUCUUCUCUUUUCUUCUCUCUCUAAAUUCAUCUUCUACUGAUCUUCUUUUUCUUUCUCCAAAAAACCAAAAAUUACAAACACUUCGUUUUCGUUUUUUCUCAAUGGAAUUGCGUGUUCUUCCAACUUACUCUGAUUCUUUUAUGAAAUACAUCAACCAAUGGAGAAGGUAGGUAUGAAAUUCAAUGUGGAAGAAGAUGAUUCAACAGAGCUUCCAAAGUUUAAAGAUGUGAAGAAAAUGGCGAAUGAGAUCAAUACAAAGCUUAAUUCUGAGUUGGAAUCGAGAAACAAAGAGUCCGCCGUAGGAAAGGCUGAGGGAUUGGAAUCUGUGAAGAGAAACAAAAACUCCGCCGUGGAAAAGGCUGAGGGAUUGAAAUCUGUGAAGAGAAACAAAGACUCCGCCGUGGAAAAUGCUGAGGGAUUAAAGCUUCAAUUGGCAGAGAAAACAGAGCAGCUCUCUGUUUUGAAAAAUUCUGAACUACAAACAGAAUCAAGAAUCGAAGAACUGGAGAAAAAGUACCGAAUUUCCAAAGAAUCAGAGGAGAAAACAAAGGAUUUAAUAUUAGCACAAACAGAACAGCUAGAACAAGCAAAGGUUUCCCUCGAAGAGUCAAAGCUAGAAAUCCAAUCCCUUCAUGAAAAGCUCCAAAAAUGUUCUUCCAACACCAAUAAUGACAACCACAACAUUCCAGGAAACCACGAAUUCGAAAGCCUAAAAUUCGAGCUCGAAUCGACGAAACAAAAUCUGGCUCUGCUAAAAAACGAGCUAAAGUUAGCCACAGAAGCAGAGGAAAACAACAAGAAGGCCAUGGAUGAUCUAGCUAUGGCAUUAAAAGAAGUAGCAACAGAAGCCAAUCAUUUCAAAGGAAAAUACAGCACAAGUGAAGAGGAAUUAAAGCAAAGAAAGGAAGAAACAGAGAACUUGAGAACAACAUUGAAAACCAUAGAAGAAAAGAACAAAACUCUGUUACAAGAGGCAAGAAAAGAGGCUGAUUUAUACAAAAGCACAGUAGAUAGGCUGAGAUUAGAAGCAGAAGAAUCUCUAUUAGCAUGGAGUGGAAGAGAAACAAGCUUAGUGGAUUGUAUAAGAAGAGCUGAAGAUGACAGAUACAAUGCGCAACAAGAGAAUCGCCGCUUAAUGGAUUCGCUGAGGCUAGCCGAUCUCAAGAACAUGACAUCAAAAGAAGAGAUCAAGAAAUUAAGAGACAUUCUAAAACAAGCCUUAAAUGAAGCUACUGUGGCCAAGGAAGCUGCAGGAAUUGCAAUAGAGGAGAAUUCACAGCUAAAAGAUUGUUUAGUCGAGAAGGAAAAUGCAUUGGAUUUUGUUAGCACUGAGAAUGAGACUCUAAAAGUCAGCCAAGCUUCAGCUCUAGAGGAGAUUAAGGAGUUGAAGCAAUUGCUAGAAGAAGCAACCAAGAAAGAAGGGAACGGUAAAGAGGAAAGCAAGAGCAAAGAGGAGAACAAGAGCAAAGAGGAGAGCAAGAACAAAGAAGAAGGAAAAGAGCAAGUGGAGAUGACGAAAUCAAAACCGCCGUUGAGUCCAAGUCCAAAUCAGAAUCCAAGUCCGAGUCCAGCCGAGAAGGAGGAUACAUUUGGGAAAAGGUUAGGGAAAGCUUUCAGUUUUAGUUUCUUGGAGUUGAGAAUCUCACCACAGAAGAAGGAGGUGGAAGAAGAAGCAGAAGAUGAAGAGCCUGAAAUGGAGGAGACGCUUAAAGGGUCCAUUUUUGACGAGAAUGUUGAUUCACCUGGUUCGGCAAGGCUGCACGAGAGGAGGCCAUCGUUGUCUCAGUAUAGUGAAGAUGGGGAGCUGAUGCAUUUUGAUGGUGAGGAUCUGGAUCAGUUGGAAGAAGGGAAUUUGGAUGAGUUAGAAGGAGAUAGGAAUUCAAGGAAGAAGAAGGCAUUGAUAAGGAGAUUUGGGAUCUUUUGAUGAGGAGGAGGAGCUUUCAACAGAAAGAAGGAACAAUCACCUGAGUGAAGUUUUUGUGAUGUUAAUGCAGUUUUGAUUUUUUUUUUUUUUUUUUCUUUUGAUCUUUUUGUAAAACUGUAAAUUCAUACAAGUAGUUUACAUUGUGUAUUUAUGUGGUUUUUCUUCUUUUUUCUUUUUGGUGCCUAAAGAUGUCUUCUUCUUCAAUCAAAUGAGAAUAGUUUGUGUUAGCUGGUUUCAAGAUAUUCCAGUUCCCUA
This is a messenger RNA of Cucumis sativus (cucumber), 2210 nucleotides long. Its product is annotated as WEB family protein At5g16730, chloroplastic. The coding region runs from base 189 to 1955 and encodes 588 amino acids. Lineage: Eukaryota; Viridiplantae; Streptophyta; Magnoliopsida; Cucurbitales; Cucurbitaceae. The transcript is spliced from 2 exons. The record is from RefSeq and is a predicted model, not a curated record.